This is a messenger RNA of Gilbertella persicaria, 544 nucleotides long. Its product is annotated as eukaryotic translation initiation factor 1A, Y-chromosomal. Lineage: Eukaryota; Fungi; Mucoromycota; Mucoromycetes; Mucorales; Choanephoraceae. Gene Ontology annotation, molecular function: translation initiation factor activity; RNA binding. Gene Ontology annotation, biological process: translational initiation. The transcript has 4 exons. The record is from RefSeq and is a predicted model, not a curated record. The coding region runs from base 54 to 473 and encodes 139 amino acids. Gene Ontology annotation, cellular component: cytoplasm.
CAUUACAAUUUUUUUAGUUGAUUUUUUUCUUCUUUCUUUCAUAUAUAUCCAACAUGGUUAAAAACAAGGGAAAGGGUGGUAAAUCCAGAAGAAGAGGAAAGAACGAUACCGAAAACGACAAGCGUGAACUUGUUUUUAAAGAAGAAGGCCAAGAAUAUGCCCAAGUUACUAAGAUGUUGGGUAAUGGUCGUGUAGAAGCUCAGUGCUUUGAUGGUGUGAAACGUUUAGCACUUAUUCGUGGUAAAUUACGUAAGAAGGUUUGGAUUAACCAAGGUGAUAUUGUCUUGCUCUCUUUGCGUGAUUUCCAAGAUGAAAAGGCUGAUGUCAUCCAACGUUAUAACCCUGAUGAAGCCAGACAACUCAAAUCAUAUGGUGAAUUGCCUGAUACCGCCAAGAUCAAUGAAACAGACAAUGCCUUUGGUGGUGAAGAAGAUGAUGAAGUUGAAUUCGAUUUUGAUAUCGAUGAUAUUUAAAAUGUGUCUUAUUUUGUAGCAGACGACAUCUUUUUUAUUAGAGUUUUUAUACAUACAAAAUAAACCCAAAA